AUGGGCCACGCCCACUCUUCAUCUUCUAAUGGCAGCUCUUUGGUUCAAAAUGGGCAUGAUGAGAAAACAAAAGAAAAGGUAGAAAAACUGUUUCGCCAGAACAAUCGGACCAAUCGAAGCCGCAGUUUAGACAAUCGUACUCAGGAGAAACUUCCGAAUAGACCAGUAGGGUCAAGUCACUCGGCUAGAUUCCCAAAGACAAGACAUAUUCCAAUUCCAACUCAAGGACCGAGGAAAUCAGAAGACGGACCGAAUGGCUCGAUUUCUGGACUCACUCGGGACGACAAGAGAAUCAUUGAAACAUGCUGGUUUAAAUGCUCACAGAAACAACUCAGAAAAUGUUCAUGUGACAUGUUUUGGGAUAUUCUACACACUGACGAAGACAUUCUCCGGCUGUUCAGAUUGGACCAUGUAUCACCGAAUCGGUUGAAGGAGAAUGAGUAUUUCAAGUCACAUGCAUCAAAUUUGGCAUUGGUUUUAAAUUUGGUUGUCACGAAUCUACAGGAUAACUUUGAGCAGGCACAAGAUGCACUUCAGGCUCUGGGAUAUCAGCAUCUUCAUCUGAUUGACCGAACGCAUUUCCAAUCAAUGUAUUGGGAUAUUUUCACGGAUUGUUUCGAGAGAAAUCCUCCCCCAUCAUUCAAGAAAGGAGCCGAGAGGGAGGUGUGGAGUCGGAUGAUUUUAUUCAUAAUGGGUCAAAUGAAAACGGGUUAUCAACGAGCGAUUCAGGAGGAGAAGUGCGAGAGAUUGAGUGUACCUCUUCUUAUGUGA
Caenorhabditis remanei is the source of this 771-nucleotide messenger RNA. RefSeq lists its product as uncharacterized. Gene Ontology annotation, molecular function: oxygen binding; heme binding. The record is from RefSeq and is a predicted model, not a curated record. Bases 1 to 771 code for a protein of 256 amino acids. The transcript is spliced from 5 exons. NCBI's taxonomy places the organism in Eukaryota, Metazoa, Nematoda, Chromadorea, Rhabditida, Rhabditidae.